AUGACAAAGAUCCUUCGCCUUCAUACGGCUCAAAGCAAACCAGAUCUCUGGGAAACCCUAAAAAGUCCCACACACCCCUUGAGUGCCGCUUGGCCAACCUUCCUGGACCAAGACAAAUAUUUCCAACAUUACUGCGAAAAACUCGACAAAAUUGAAGCCUUUGCUGCUAUGCAGUACGCCAUUGUCGAAGUCGAUGCCUAUGGAAAAGAGAACAUUAUCGCCUGUGGACGCUCCGUUCCUUUUUACUGGCCUGAACUGGACCAAAUUGGGGGCAAGAAGGGGCUGCGCCAACAUCCUGAAGUAUUGCAUACCCUGCCAGAUGAAGGCUACGAUGCAAUUCUGUCCCGGGCUUUCGAGCAGCAACUCGCAAGAGAAGGGACUGUCCAAGAUAUGGGUGUGGUAAUGCCCUUACCUGAUCCUGCCAGGACGCGUACAGAACCACCCAAUGCACUCUCUGCCAUUUCAAUCACUGUUUCCCCAAAGUAUCGUUCUCAGGGACUAGCAGAUAUUCUCAUCAUGGCUAUGAAGCAAACAGCAAUAGAGCUAGACUAUGACGCAAUGGUUGUGCCUCUUCGACCAACACGAAAAUCCGAUUUCCCGACAAUAAGAAUGCGGGAUUAUUUAUCAUGGCCGGCGAAAGUGGCCCCAGGCUGUGCCAUUUAUCAGAAAGAAAACAGGCCGAAUCCAAACCUACCUUUUGAUCCGUGGCUGCGGAAACACAUUCGACUGGGAGCCAGGGUGAUUAAAGUGGCUCCAAAGAGUAUGCUUGUGGAGGGCAGUGUUGAAGAGUGGCAACAGUGGACUGGUGUCAAAUUUAGCCAGCUGAUUGGAAACACUGAUACCCCUUUGAAAAAAGAAUCCGGGUCUGGCAAGAUGUAUUUAGAAGCUGUUUUUCCGAACGGACUUGUUCCCUUGAGGUAUUAUGUUGAUGAGCAAUGCUGUGUCUACCAAGAGCCGAAUAUCUGGCUUUAUCAUGAGCUUCCCCUGGGCAGCCUUUGUGCGGAAGCGAUAUUAUGA
Molecule: messenger RNA, 1017 nt
Organism: Penicillium waksmanii
Lineage: Eukaryota; Fungi; Ascomycota; Eurotiomycetes; Eurotiales; Aspergillaceae
Exons: 1
Coding region: 1-1017 (338 amino acids)
Source: RefSeq, a predicted model, not a curated record